GUACACGGACCCGUCAGCUUGAUAAGGUGAAGCAACCUUGAGUAGGAGGGGAAAUCAGAGUUUGGAAUUGGAACUGUGGCACAGGAUCCGGAGUAGGAGUACGGAGGUGAAAAUAGCGUUGGUUUGAAACUAAAUUAAGCACUCAGGAUAAGUCCUCCAGAAACAGCAGGACAAAAAUCUAACUCAGGAGUGAUAAGGAUGGGUGAGACACCAGUCAGGGAUGAUGGCACAGUUACAAGGUCAGCUGAGUAUGUUGGCUCCUUUCCCGUGGAUGACUGUUGUUUGGAUGAUCAGAUGCAGCAGUUGCACACACAGCUCAAGUCUCUCAAAACAUGCAAGAAAAGGAGGUCUGUGUCCCUGAAAUUUUCCAUCAAAGGUGUGAAGAUGUAUGAUGAAGAUGAGACGACCAUCCUCAUGGCCCAUGCUCUACGAAGGGUCUCCCUUUCCACCGCCCACCCCUUGGACGCCCAGUUCGCAUUUGUUUCCCACAACCCAGGCAACCCUGAUGCCCAACUAUACUGCCACCUCUUCAAGGCUAGUCAUGCCAGAGCAGCCCAGUUCCUGAACCUGUUGCUGUGCCGCUGUUUCCAGCUGUCCUACCUGGAGAAGCACCCAGAGGAGGCUCAAGUUGAGUCUGCAGGCCCACUGCCCAACUGUACCCCCUCCCUCCUCAACCAGGGUUUCCCUCUCAGUGUCAGCGCCCUUGUGUCUUUCAGAAGGGCCCCCACUCAGGGCUUACUCCCAGGGGAAAAAGUCUUCCCAUUAAAGAACAACAGCGCAACAACUGAGGAACAACCAAGCAUCCAAGAAAACGUCAUCACUUCUCCUUCCCUGGUGCGCAAGAAAGCCAUCCGCAACAAAGUACUGCGCUCAGGGGCCUAUCGGUCCUUCACUUACACCCCUCACAAACAACGCCACCUCCAGGAUUGGUUUAACUCUCCACAAGGAAAGGGGCAGGACAAAAUGCCAGUGAGGAGAGCCCGGGCCCCGAGCCUAGCCGAAACAGAAGAAGCUCUGGCUCAAGCAGUGUGGUGUUGGGCCGGCAUCACCACUGACAGCAGCUCUUCCCUGCUUGAGGAGGACGUCCUGGGCUCGUACCUCCUGUGCCCGCAUCCUAAGAGACCUGGCUGUGGCUCUCUCAUCAUUCGUUUCUCUUCUGGCCUCAUCACCCACCUCAUAGACAACACCUAUAAAGGGACAUACCUGCUUGAGAACUGCCAACAAGAAUUCUGCACCAUUGCUGCUUUGAUAGAGCACUACACAGAGUUCAAGGAGGAGCUGGACUUUCCUCUGAGUUGUGCCCGUGUAAACCACUGCUACGAGUGGGAGGAGAAUGUUGGCAAGGCACACCAAAGCCUCAAAAGAAAGAAUGCAGAAUAUAACCAGAGGAAGCAAUGGGUUUAAAAGUAAUUUCUGAACAUUGGAUUGAUUGAUGUAUCCCAUUCUUUAAGAGACACUGACACCUUUCAUUUCUUUGCACUUAAAUACAAUACAAUUCAUUCACUUCUUUGCUUCAUUUAGGUUACUUUUAUUGUUUUGAGAUUUCUGAUAAGUAAUGCUUAUCACAAUUCACCUGCUAAAGGGAAGUUUGAUCGCAAGGGUGGAGCAGAGCCAUAUAUUUAGAUAAAUGUAAGGCUCUGGUGUGGAGUAAGAUGUUGGCACUUCGCCUGUGAUGUAGUUAUUUUUUUAUGUCAGUGUGUUUGAGAUGUAUAUUCUAUUUCAGCUGCACCUACUUUUUAAAUUGUAUACAUUUUUUAAAAGUA
Messenger RNA from Salvelinus fontinalis (brook trout), 1763 nucleotides. Its product is annotated as SH2 domain-containing protein 5-like. The record is from RefSeq and is a predicted model, not a curated record. The transcript has 10 exons. Gene Ontology annotation, cellular component: postsynaptic density. Bases 199 to 1404 code for a protein of 401 amino acids. NCBI's taxonomy places the organism in Eukaryota, Metazoa, Chordata, Actinopteri, Salmoniformes, Salmonidae.